Messenger RNA from Anoplopoma fimbria (sablefish), 1771 nucleotides. RefSeq names its product vasoactive intestinal polypeptide receptor 2-like. Gene Ontology annotation, cellular component: plasma membrane. Gene Ontology annotation, biological process: adenylate cyclase-modulating G protein-coupled receptor signaling pathway; cell surface receptor signaling pathway. The transcript has 13 exons. Lineage: Eukaryota; Metazoa; Chordata; Actinopteri; Perciformes; Anoplopomatidae. The record is from RefSeq and is a predicted model, not a curated record. Gene Ontology annotation, molecular function: vasoactive intestinal polypeptide receptor activity; peptide hormone binding; G protein-coupled peptide receptor activity. Bases 1 to 1329 code for a protein of 442 amino acids.
AUGGCCUUUACGCACCGGCUCGCUCUGCUCCUGCUCGGCUUCACCUUCAUCCACACGCUUAAUGGAAAGUUUCCUCACUGCCAGUUCCAAUGGGAGAUGCAGAGCGCCAGGAGGGAGUGUGAGACGCUGCUGCAGCAACAGACGGCCGCUAGCACAGGAUGUCACGGCGUGUGGGACAAUGUGUCGUGUUGGCAGAGGGCGGAGGUUGGCGAGGUGAUGACCCUUCCAUGCCCCUCCCCCAUCCUCCACCUGUUCGGAAAAGAGGGUAACAUCAGCAGGAACUGUACAGAGGGAGGCUGGUCUGAGGUCUACCCCCCCAUCACCAUUGUCUGCUGGUCCAACAUCACCAUUGAACCUAACGAGCUGGUCUUCUACAGGGUGGUGAAGAUUCUCUCCACUCUGGGUCACAGCCUGUCCUUCAUCACUCUGCUCAUCAGCACCAUCAUCAUCUGUCUGUUCAGGAGGCUCCACUGCACCAGGAACUACAUCCAUCUGAACUUGUUCUUGUCCUUCAUGCUGCGAGCCGCCGCCGUGCUGACCAAAGACGUGCUGCUGUUCUCCGACGAACAAAACACCGACUGCAGCACACAGCCAUCGCUGGUGGGCUGUAAGGCCAGCCUGGUGUUCUUCAACUACUUCAUCAUGGCCAACUUCUUCUGGCUGCUGGUGGAGGGUCUGUACCUCCACACGCUGCUGCUCGUCGUCCACAGCUACUCCACCCGCCUCUCCGUCUACCUGCUCAUCGGCUGGGGAAUCCCGUUUGUUUUCAUGGUGGCGUGGAUCAUAUGUCGGAUAAACCUGGAGGACACACUGUGUUGGGAGAUGAAUGAGAACCCAAUCCCCAACAGACUGAUGAACUGGCCCAUCAUGGCGUCUGUCAUUAUAAACUUCGUCCUCUUCAUCAGCAUCAUCCGCAUCCUGGUGCAGAAGCUUCGCUGCACCGGCGUUGGAGGAAAUGAGCAGUCGCAAUACAGACGUCUGGCUAAGUCCACCCUCCUGCUGAUCCCUCUGUUUGGGAUCAACUACGUGGUGUUCGUCCACCUGAUGGAGCCGGCCGACAAGAACAUGAAGCACAUCAAGAUCUUCUUUGACCUCGGCCUCGGAUCCUUCCAGGGUCUAAUCGUGGCGGUCCUCUAUUGUUUCCUAAACAGCGAGGUCCAGAUCGAGCUGAGGAGGACGUGGAGAAGUUUAUCUCUAAAGCGUUACGUGGGGCGGGACUACCGGCCACACGCCAUGUCGGUCAGCCGCAACGGCAACGAAAGCUCCACUCAGUUUCCCAGAAACUCCAGAGCCCAGUCCAUCCUGCAGACUGAGACCAGCAUGCUCUGACCGGAGGUUUAAAAGAGGUUUAAAAGAACCGAUGCUCAUAUUCGAGAAGUACAGAGAGGUUCAAAGUCUCAAGGACACUUUUAUAGACAAAGUUUCUGAGGUGAAGGACUUCUUCUUGUUGGACCGUGUUUGCCUCCAGAAGAUUUUUGUCUUCAGUGAUUUUUUUUUUAUUCAUGUCACACACAUUAAACAGUUCCUGCUGAAAUCAUGCAGAGCAGAGACCUGCAUCAACUAAUUGCAUUUGAAGGCCUCCUUUCAUGAUUAAACAUUACCAAAAAAAUUGCAAAUAAAGAAGUAAAAUACUGGUUCAAUAAAUGAACAACACACUUCCAUAGUCACAGUUGUCUCAGAUAUUUAUGGGAGACAGCCGAGUGUAUCAUGUGUUACAGUGAAGACGACUAUUAACGUCAAUGGUAAGUUUUGAUUUCGUGAUUUCGUGAUU